AACAUUAAGCCCUAUAGUUAUACAACCCCUCGCAAGGGGUUGUAUACUUGUAUCUAUCAACUUGUUUACAACAAAGCAGAGUACAUAUGUAUACAAGAAAUAAGGCCGGGGGUAAAAAAUGGGCACAUUAAAUGCAAUUAAACUUCUAUUUCUAUUAGCGUUAUUCACAAUCGCUACCGCUUUGGCUAUUGAAUUUGCAUCGUCUGCUGAUUCCAACGACGCAACUCCCAGUAGAAAUGUUUCGAGUUCAGAGGGGGAAAGAAGUCUUCUGCAACGGAUGCUGAGAGGAAGACGUCGAAGAGGGAGAAGGCCAAGUGGACAGGCGGGCAUGAGAAGGGCGGGUAGGAGGAAGGGUAGGAGGGCACCCGUCGUAGUGGCUCAAGAUGGGUCGGGAAAUUUCCCGACUAUCAAGGCUGCUCUUGAUGCGUCGCUCACGAGGAAAGGCGUCGGACGAUUCGUCAUUCACAUAAAGGCAGGGGUUUAUAAUGAAAUAGUUGUUGUUGAUGAGAGAAUGAAGAAUAUUAGGUUCACAGGUGAUGGCAUAGGGAGGACCAUUAUCACUGGACACAAUCACAACAGUUUAUUAGGCCUUCGUACCUGGAAUUCUGCAACUGUGUUGGUUCAGGGGGACGGUUUCGUGGCUCGGGACAUAACAUUCCAGAACACACACCGGAAGGCGCAAGCCCCAGCGAUCACAAUCGACGCCCCGCGGUCGGCAUUCUACCGUGUGGGGUUCGACGGGUACCAAGACACCAUUUUAUUCAGAAGUGGCCAACAGUUUUUCAAAGAAUGCGACGUUUACGGCACCGUGGAUUUUAUAUGCGGAGAUGGCACCGCAAUUUUCCAAAACUCCAACAUCAUCGCCCGAAAUUCCUCCACUGGUAACCAAAUCACAAUCACGGCCUCAAAGCGAGACGACGCCAACUUGUCCACUGGGCUCGUUUUCCAAAACUGCCGGGUCACUGCAGCGCCUGAUUUAAGAAAGGAAUUUGGGUCCAAGGAGAUUUACUUGGGCCGGCCGUGGGGGGACCAGGCGAGGACCAUUUUUAUGAACUGUGACUUGGAUCUGCCAAUUCAUCCGGAGGGGUGGUUGGACUGGCCAGGUAGGCCCGAGUCGCUUGGCAAGGUUUAUUAUAGGGAGUUUGGGAACAGGGGUAUGGGUUCCUUGACCCGGGGGAGGUGGAGCAGGUAUCGGGUUAUUAUGACUGAUCGAAAUGAGGCGAAUCAGUUCACGGUCGCGAAUUUUAUUCAAGGUCACACGUGGCUGCCAAGGACUGGCGUGCCUUAUUUCCUUGGUCUAUAAGGCUAAAUUGGUCUUUAAUUUUGGACAUCGAGCUAUUUGCAAGGUCAUUGUGGAAGGAAUUGAGCAAUUGCUUUUGAUGAGGAAUUUUCUCACUGUUGAUUGUAGCAAAGGUCUUCCAUUAAACUUGGCAUUAAUUUUG
Rhododendron vialii is the source of this 1442-nucleotide messenger RNA. Its product is annotated as pectinesterase-like. Gene Ontology annotation, molecular function: pectinesterase inhibitor activity; pectinesterase activity. The transcript has 2 exons. The coding region runs from base 119 to 1303 and encodes 394 amino acids. NCBI's taxonomy places the organism in Eukaryota, Viridiplantae, Streptophyta, Magnoliopsida, Ericales, Ericaceae. The record is from RefSeq and is a predicted model, not a curated record. Gene Ontology annotation, biological process: cell wall modification.